AUGCCUGUCGGCGACUACGAUGACGACGCGACGGAGCUUAUGGAAACAUAUGACUUUCUGAUGAAAUACAUUAUCAUUGGAGAGGCUGCAACGGGAAAGUCGUGCUUGCUGCACCAGUUCACACACAAUACAUUCAAGGACCAUUCUCAACAUACCAUCGGUGUUGAGUUCUCCAGCCGAACAAUCAAAUUGGGGGAGAAGCGCAUCAAGUUACAACUAUGGGAUACCGCAGGCCAGGAGCGAUUCAGGUCUGUUACACGGAGUUACUAUAGAGGAGCGGCCGGAGCAAUCCUCGUUUAUGACAUCACUAGCCGCGCAUCAUUCGCGAACCUCUCUCGAUGGCUGGCGGAUGCGAGGGCGCUAGCAAGUCCACAUCUGGUCACAGUCUUGGUGGGCAACAAGUCGGACCGAGAAGAAGACCGCGAGGUCGAAUGGGCGGAGGCGAGUAAAUGGGCCGCGGACAAUGACGUCCACUUCCUUGAAGCGUCAUCAUUGACGGGAGAUAACAUCGAGGCACCCUUUCUCCUUUGCGCGCGGUCUAUACUGCUUGCAAUAGAGUCUGGCAUCCUGGACCCCGAGAAAGCGGGAAGUGGUGUCAGUUACGGCGAUCGAGCGCUCCGACGCGUCAAUAGCUCGAGCCGACUGAGCUUCGGCAGUCUCAGUGGCACGCGCCGGCGCAGCACCGUGAAACUUCGACUCCCCGGCAAAGGCGGAAAGUGUUGUUGAUCUCCAUUACCUGACGGCCCUAUGACGGACUCUCACGACCUGUUGCAAUGGAUCUGUGACGAUAUAUGAUACCUCACGGUUAAUGCCCAAACAGCAUUCCGUUGCCUUUUCUGGAUGUACUUAGCCUGGAUUCUGCAGACGGCCUGUCGCUCGAGCAUCUUCCUCAUGUGUAUCUCGCUGGUGACCUUCUCAUACACUCGUGCUUUCUGCUCAUCUCUAGAUUUCUCUACGCAUACAUUGCCGCGUGAUUGCCGCAGUUUAUCUUUUCCCUAAUCACCGUCACCCAUGUACUCCAUAUCUGUACGAUGUAUACGGCAGACCCUGGAAAUCUGACAUUCGUUCCCUCUGAUGCAAGCUUAUGAUUUGCUUAUUGCUCAGACGCUGCAGCGGAGUGGAAGCGGCCAUCCCCGGUACUUUAUCACUGCA
Molecule: messenger RNA, 1152 nt
Organism: Postia placenta MAD-698-R-SB12
Lineage: Eukaryota; Fungi; Basidiomycota; Agaricomycetes; Polyporales; Adustoporiaceae
Exons: 10
Coding region: 1-726 (241 amino acids)
Biological process (GO): regulation of endocytosis
Cellular component (GO): endosome
Molecular function (GO): GTP binding; GTPase activity
Source: RefSeq, a predicted model, not a curated record